This is a messenger RNA of Thermothielavioides terrestris NRRL 8126, 2247 nucleotides long. RefSeq lists its product as uncharacterized. NCBI's taxonomy places the organism in Eukaryota, Fungi, Ascomycota, Sordariomycetes, Sordariales, Chaetomiaceae. Gene Ontology annotation, biological process: iron ion transport; intracellular iron ion homeostasis; copper ion import. Bases 1 to 2247 code for a protein of 748 amino acids. Gene Ontology annotation, molecular function: ferric-chelate reductase activity. Gene Ontology annotation, cellular component: plasma membrane. The transcript has 4 exons. The record is from RefSeq and is a predicted model, not a curated record.
AUGGAUACUUGCCCCAAGUGGGCCGGCGAGCCACAGGAGCUCGCAAACGGCAUUGUCGGCUUUGGCAUCUCGCUGUACCCGGAUCUGUGCUGCCAGGCAUGCCACGACUCGCUCUCGUCGCUCUACCUGACCUGCACCACCUUCACGGAUGGCGGCGACAUGGCGGGCAUGGACAUGAGGAAGAGGGACAUGGGGGAUAUGAUGAUGAUGGGCACGACCAGCGACGAGUGCCGCGCCAACAACACGGCUUGGCUCCAGACGAUGGCCUACUGCAUCCAACAGAACUGCGACGCGGACGGCUAUCCCGCCGACAAGCAGGCCGAGUGCUUCAGUAACCAGGCCGUCGCUGGCGCCCCCAAGCCGACCUUCCAGGAGAGUUUGCCCGCCGUGCCGCCGACCGUCGAGCUCCCGGCCGAUGCGGUGUGGCUCAAUACCACCAGUCUGGUCAACAAGGACCUCUACUACUCCACGGUGGCGCUCUAUUUCGUCGUCAUCGGCAUCUGCAUUGUCUGCGGUCUGCUGGCUCAGGCUGCGAGCGCGAUCCCGAGAUUUCAAAAGGCGCUGCAAGCUUCGGCUGUCUGGUCAAGCCUGCGUCGGCUCGUCUUUCUCCCGGCCCUGUUCGGCGGCCGACGUCUCGAACCGCUUCCCGGGUCCUUCGGUUACGUACCGGGCCGCGCGCUGAGCCUGUUCAUUGCCGUCUACGUCGUCCUGAACAUCAUCUUCUCGGCCGUCUCCUUCGGCAGCUUCCAGCCGAACGUGUACUUCUUCUCCAAAGGGUUCGAACUGUGCGAGUAUGUCGGCAAUCGAACCGGCACUCUUAGCCUCGUCAACAUGAGCAUCGCCAUCCUGUUUGCCGGCCGGAACAAUGUCUUGAUCGCCCUCACGGGCUGGUCCCAGACGACGUUUCUGACCUUGCAUCGGUGGACUGCGAGGGUGGCGGCUAUUCAGGCGGUGGUGCAUUCCAUCGUCUACACUCUGGCUUACUUCGAGCCCGGCUACGAUGGGGCGUCGGCCUAUGCCGCCAAAGCGGCAGAGUCUUUCUACUGGUGGGGAAUCAUCGCGACCAUCGCGAUGUGCCUGGCGGUGGGUUUCGCGUUCCUGUGGCUUCGCGCGAGGUUCUACGAGAGCUUCCUGCUCCUCCACAUCGCUCUUGUCAUCCUCACUCUGGUCGGAUGCUGGUACCAUCUGGUCCCUCAUUUCGGCUUCGACUACGGGUACCAGGUCUGGCUCUACAUCUGCUUCGCCUUCUGGGCUGCCGAUCGCCUCGCCAGGCUGGCCCGUAUCGGUUACUACAACACCCUCGGCGGGUCAAAGGCCGUCGUCGAGCCGGUCCCGGGCUGCGAUAAUAUCAUGCAGGUCACCGUCUUCCCGCGAGUUAUCUCUGGCUUUGGGCCCGCGCAACACAGCUUCCUGUAUCUCCCCGGAUUGCAGGGCAGGUUUUGGGAGAGCCACGCCUUCAGCGUUGCGGGCUGGAGGACACCGGGACGGGCACGGCGCACGGGGCCGGCUCCUGCCGCGCCCGCUCCAGAAUUCGACAGCGACGAAAAGGAGACAAACGUGGAGCACUCCCGUGCUGUCCUGUCCGCGAAUACGGAGGCCCAAACGCCGGGGCCCGCUGCCGUUCGGUUCCUCAUCCGGGCGCAUUCCGGCAUCACAUUAACGCUCAGGCGCCGCCUGUUGUCCUCACCUUCUCGCUCCAAGUUGGAACUGUCGGUCUACACCGAAGGGCCGUACGCGGGCCACCGAGCUACGCUCGCUCCGCUAUUUGUUGCGGACACGAUUAUAUGCGUCGCCGGCGGCAUCGGUAUCACGCACAUACUUGGAUUCGUCCAGGCGUACGCCAGUGGAAAGCUGCGAGAGAACGCGGGAGAAUCACAGGGGAAGAGUCGAAACACCAUGGAGGCGAAACGAUUCAUCCUAGCGUGGUCCGCUCGGGAGAUGGCUCUGAUCGAACACGUGAAGCAGAACUUCCUUGCCGAUGUGGAGGGGGUCGAGUGCUGGUUUUGGUGCACAGACUCCUCCUUCACGUCGCCCAAGGACGAGUCGUCGGAUGAGGGAGGCCAAGGAGUCAAGGCGGGAAGGAUGGAUAUCGAGUCUGUUCUGAGAGCCGCCGCUGAGCCCGGCCAGCAAACGGCUGUCUUGGUGUGCGCCCCUGGCGGCAUGGCAGACGAGGUGACCCGGCAGGUCGUGAGAUGCGUCAAGGACGGGCUGAAGGUGGAACUGGUGGAGGAAACGUUUGCCUGGUGA